Molecule: messenger RNA, 3431 nt
Organism: Vitrella brassicaformis
Lineage: Eukaryota; Vitrellaceae
Source: the annotation of a GenBank genome assembly
CGGAAGGGGAGCCGUCGAAGCCCAUGUCGAAGCUCUUGGCUUGACGCUCGCUCCUUCCACUGUCCUGCAGCGCUGACCGGCGUGGUCGAGCGGUUCGGGUGCAGCUGCAGCAGAUCGAGAUGGUGAAGCUGGCCUACGUGGAGAUCGCCGCCGUGGGUCAGGGUGAGCCGAAGCAGCAUGUGCUGGAGCUGCAGGCCGCCAACCUCAAGAUGCCGUCCGUCGCCAUCGGCUGCAUCCCCAUCCUCACCAAAUACGCGCCGAAGCCCUUCAGCGACAUGCCGUCUGCGGAGCACAUCACCGUUUUCCCUGGGUGGGUGGCUCAGUCAGCGACAGACAGCGAGUGCAUCUGGACAGACAGCACUCGAUGGUGUCUGUGGUGACACACGAUGGUGUGUGUGAUGGGGUGAUGUGAGGUGUGGUGGGGUGUGGUGUGUGUUGCGUGUGCAGGUAUCAUGACUGUCGCGACGACAACGUGCCGAUCAUCCUGACGCUGCGCAAGGGCGAGCACCGGACGGACGCCCGCAACACCAUCGCAACCGUGUACAAGAAUGUGUUCUUUGAGGACAAGGGCAUCGGCAGUAUACGGUCGGACGGCGCCAGAGUGACCUGCAGAGGUCAGUCAAGGGAUAGAUAGAGCCAUGGAUGGGGGGAUGGGGAUGGAUGGAUGGAUGGAUGGAUGGACAAAGGGAGGGAGGGAGGGAGGGAGGAGGGCUGGGCUGGGCUGGGCUGUGCACUUAUGUGUCUGUCGCUGUGUGGUUGUGUGUGUUCGUCUGGCUGUGUACUGCCUGCCAAACCAGGUCCUGUGUUGAUCUUCUGGCGCAGCAAGCUGUCGGACCCCAACCAGACCGGCGGCAAGAUGCAAAUGCAGCUCAGGUGUGUACAGCGGGAUCACACACGCACCCACUCACUCAUCCACCCGCUCUUUGCUUUGUGUGUGUGGCCGUGCAGCAACUUCACGUUGGCUGACGUCAGGAAGACCAUCGGCGAGAAGCGCUACGCCAUCCUGCUGGAAGACCACCGGCGCCCCUCCCCCAGCAUGCCCAUCACCGCACCCGUGCCGAGGAACCCCUUCAGCCUUCAAGCCAGCCAGCCGCUCCCCGUCCCCGAGCCCGUGGCGCCCGCCGCACCCUCCUCUCGUUCCAUCCGCCCGUCGACCUCAUCAUCCCUCCAGCCAGACGAUGACGGACCCACCACCUGGACAGAGGAAUGGGGCGACGGCAACAAGACACAGACACAGACCCAGGCGCCCAGCACCACGUCGUAUGACCAUGAUGAGCAUCAGCGUGGGCGUGUGACGGAGGGGGAGCCAUUCAUCCCUCCCCGGCCGUCGUUCGCGCCGCCCUCGUUUCCGCCGGUCGUGCAGCAGGUGGCCGAGUACCACCACGAGCAGGAGGAGCUCUCGGCGCAGAUCGAGGCACACAGUUUCUGCUCGGCCGCCUCCCUGUCGGGGCCUCCCAGUGGUGUGGGGGUUGUGUUGGAUCAUCACAGCUACGGCGAGCAUGAGGACGAGAGUGACGGCGAGGAGGCCCUGGCUGCGUCACAACACUCACUGGGCGUGGGGGAGCAGAGCGGUGAUGGGGUGGUGCGGGAGGAGAGGGCGGUAUCCAGCCGCACACAGCCGUUCGGGCCAUGCCUCUCACCUCUCGGCAGCGAGGCCUCCGUCCCACCGGCCGGCCCCUCCUCGCCACUGCCCUUCAUGCCCAUGCCGGCGCCAGUCGACCACAUCCACACCCACACUCCCCCUCAACCUCAGCAGGGAGGCGCAGACGCUGCCGCCGCCGCUGCCGCUGCUGCCCCCGCAGCAGCUGCAGUGCCGUUUGCGUGCCUCUCCCCCCAACAGCAACAGCAGCCACAGCAGCCCCCGAUGGUGAUGAUGGAGCCACCGAACAUCAUUCCGAUGAUGGACGGCAUGCAGGAGCACAUACAGGGGCAGCAGCAGGAGGGUCAGGGGGCCGGACAGGCAUUCCCCCUGGUGCCGGCGACGAAUGGCGUGGGCGUGGGUGUCGGCCAGGGUGUGGAUGUGGGCAUGGGUGUUGGUUUGGGGGCUGGUCCUGCCCCACCCUGUAUGUCUGACAGCGAGGCGGUGGCGCUGCUGGACCAGCUGCAGGGUGCGAUGCCGGCCGUGAUGAGUGUGGGCCAGGCGGUGCGUGUGCUGGUCGACACUGAGCGAAUGCAGAUGGGGGGGCGGCUGGAGGAGAUUCAGAGAGAACUGGAGGCUGCCAAGGCAAGGUCAGCAAUGAGCAACACAAGCCAGAGAGGGAGGGAGGGAGGGAGUGUGCAUGUGAUGAGUGUGGUCGUGCUGUUUUGUUGUUCUGUUGUGUGUGUGAGUGCAGCGUCGCUGAGAAGGACACGACUGUCCUGUCUCUCUCGGCCAUCAUCAAUCGGCAGGAGCAGACCAUCCAGCAGCUGAGCACCCCCAAGCCCAAAGAAGACCAGCACACCCAGACCGACACGGCCAUCGCCCCUGCCCCUGCCCCUCCCCUCGGGCCCCUCCUCCCGCAGCCCACCCCACCGUCCCCACUCCCUCUUACCGUCUCCUACACACCCAAACACUUCUCGCCCUCCACUGCCCCAAAGGUGCCCUACACGCCCACGGCUCGCCAGCACUCGGCCGCCCACAGCACCAUCACCACCCCCACGAUGAUCGCCACGCCCAGCACUAAGCCCACCAUGAGCUACGGGGCCCAGCACCAGCACAAUCCCCUGCCCCAGCCGUGGGAACCACCUGGGUACGUCCAGGCAUUCGCGCGCUUCCCUGAUCCUGGGUGGGAUAUGCGUGGGCCGUACUUUGGGAAGUUUGACGGCAACUUCCUCCAUCUGGAGGUGGGGGACGUCAUCUGCCCCACACCACACCACACCAUGGAGCCGCCGGCUGGCAGCAUGCAGCAGGGCUGGGCGCUCGGACGCAACUCGCGCACACAUCACGUACGUCAGCCACACACACACUCGUGGGCUCAUGAUGCAAUCAUGUGUGCACAUGGAUGUGAUGUGUUGUGGCUGGUGUGUGCAUGUCAGGUGGGGUGGUACCCCGAGUCGUAUGUGAGGCCAUACGGCGUCACGGCGAGGGGGCCGGGGGGCCGCUGAGCGACUGACUGACUCACUGACUCAUUGACUCACACACACAAGCCAAGACGGGUGCUGGUGUGGUGUGGUGUGGUGUGGUGUGGGGGGCGGGGGCGGGUGUGGGGUGUUGUGGUGUGCUGUGGCGUGUACAUCAUGCCUCGAUCGCAGAUCAGAUCCCUCCGUAUGUCUGUAUGUGUGUAUGUUGUGUGUGGUGGGUGGCCCGCCUCCCGCACCAGGCAGGUUGGGCGAGGCGAGCACUUUCUGGCGUGCCUGAUGGAUGGAUGGCCUUGAUUCUGGCUAUGUACCUACCUGCUAUAUAUAGAUCAGAUCUAUAAUUAAUAUGAGAGAGGGGAGAGAGUGAAGGAGAG